GGGUACGUUUUUGACAAAAAUAAGAAAGAAAAAAAAAGCACUGUGCACGUGCUCAUCAACAUCAACGGCGUCACUUCACCAUACCCAAGCUCCGAAGGGCACAAUCGUCAAAUAAUCUCCCUCUAACAGCCACCUUUCCUCCGCCGUCACUACGAUUGCUUCUUCUCAGUCACAAUUUCGCGAGUUUCCUUCUAAGUGAUUCUCUUAAGGGCAGUGAUGGCCAUAACCGCCACCAUUUCAGUACCUAUCACAUCACCCACUCGUCGCUCUCUUGCUUCCUUCAAUUUCUUUCAAUCUUAUUCCCGUUCCAUUUUGGCCACACGACAAAGCACUUUCAAAUACCCUAAUUCCUGCAUGGUUGCUUCCUCCAUGAAAACCGAAACUCCGGCGAAGACAACUUCCUCCACUUCCUUCCUCCACCAAAAGGAGUCUGGCUUUCUCCAUUUCGCUAAGUAUCACGGUCUCGGAAACGACUUCGUUUUGAUUGAUAAUAGAGACUCUUCUGAACCAAAGAUUAGUUCAGAGAAAGCUGUGCAACUAUGUGAUCGUAACUUUGGUGUUGGUGCUGAUGGAGUUAUUUUUGUCUUGCCUGGAAUUAAUGGUACCGACUAUACAAUGAGGAUUUUCAACUCUGAUGGUAGUGAGCCUGAGAUGUGUGGCAAUGGAGUGCGAUGCUUUGCUAAAUUUGUUUCUCAGCUCGAGAGUUUACAUGGAAGGCACAGUUUCACAGUACACACUGGUGCUGGGCGGAUUGUUCCUGAAGUCUUGGAGGACGGAAAUGUCAAAGUUGAUAUGGGGGAACCAAUUCUUAAAGCAUCAGAUGUGCCUACUAAAUUAUCUCCAAAUAAGGAUCAUGCUGCUGUUAAAUCAGAGAUAGAUGUUGAUGGAGUUAUCUGGAAUGUGACUUGUGUUAGCAUGGGAAAUCCACACUGUGUAUCCUUCAGUAGAAAAGGAGUUCAGAAUUUGAUUGUUGAUGAAUUGAACCUAGCUGAAAUUGGCCCAAAAUUUGAACGCCAUGAGAUGUUCCCUGCCCGAACUAACACAGAGUUUGUGCAAGUUCUUUCUAAUUCCCACCUGAAGAUGCGUGUUUGGGAGCGCGGAGCAGCGGAAACUCUCGCUUGUGGGACUGGAGCUUGUGCUACUGUUGUUGCAGCAGUUCUUGAGGGCCGUGCUGGGCGGAACUGCACGGUUGAUCUACCUGGAGGGCCUCUUCAGAUUGAAUGGAAGGAUGAAGAUAAUCAUGUCUAUAUGACUGGUUCAGCUGAUCUAGUGUAUUAUGGAUCUUUGCCUCUUUGAAUAUUGCCCCUAAACUAGAGAGAAGCUUUACCCACCUCCAAAUUUUUGAAAAAUAACCACAUGAUAUCAGAAAUUUGAGAAGUGUACUACUGGACUGUAAGUACACAUCCAUACUGUGGUUUUCUUCAGAUGUGUAAUUCUAAGUGACUUUGGGGGUGGGAAAAAUUUCACCUCUAAAUUAUUGUGUAACUCUAAGUGACUUUGAUGGUUGGAAUGCUAUGUAGUUGAUGAAUGAGAUGAGAGUCAUAAAGAUUAAGUAUGAGAUGUAUUGUUGAUUGUGAUAAAGAUUUGAUAAUGAUAAAUGGAGACCUGUUCUGUGUUGA
Messenger RNA from Lathyrus oleraceus (garden pea), 1619 nucleotides. Its product is annotated as diaminopimelate epimerase, chloroplastic. NCBI's taxonomy places the organism in Eukaryota, Viridiplantae, Streptophyta, Magnoliopsida, Fabales, Fabaceae. The record is from RefSeq and is a predicted model, not a curated record. Bases 217 to 1296 code for a protein of 359 amino acids. Gene Ontology annotation, molecular function: diaminopimelate epimerase activity. The transcript has 9 exons. Gene Ontology annotation, cellular component: cytosol; cytoplasm.